CAGACUUAUCGAAGAAUCGUUUCUCUGAAGUCCCCGGAGAGCUGUGUCAGCUGGUGUCCCUGGAAUCCCUGAACCUCUAUCACAACUGCCUACGUACCCUUCCCGCGUGCAUCUCUCCAACCUACAGGCCCUCACCUACCUGAACAUAAGCCGAAACCUCCUCACCUGUCUACCCCCCUACCUCUGUCGUCUUCCUCUCACCGUCCUCAUCGCCAGUAAUAACAAGCUGAACACCAUUCCAGAGGAGGUGGGCGCCAUGACCAACCUGCGGCAGCUGGAUAUCAGCUGUAACGAGAUUCAGUCUCUGCCGCCACAGAUGGGAUCGAUGGAAUCUCUGCGAGAAUUGAACGUCCGCAGGAAUCAGCUGACCUCUCUGCCGGAAGAACUCUCUGAGCUUCCUCUGAUCCGUCUAGACAUCUCCUGCAACCGCAUCUCCCACAUUCCUGUCUGUUACCGACACCUCCGACACCUUCAGACCAUCAUACUGGACAACAACCCCCUCCAAUACCCACCCGCACAGAUCUGCCUCAAAGGGAAGGUUCACAUAUUUAAGUACCUUAACAUUGAGGCUUGCAGUAAACCUGCACCGGAACUGGGAGAUCUGGGGAAACUGAGCCGCCCCACAAGUUUUACCACUUGCCUCACUGAUGAUGUGUAUUCCUCUAAGCCGUAUGGCUGCCUGGAUUCCGGCUUUAACAGUGUGGACAGUGGCAGCAAACGGUGGUCCGGGAAUGAGUCUGCAGAUGAACUGUCAGAUCUCUCCUUCAGAGUCGCCGGUUUGGGCCGAGACGCCAGGCUGCUCAGAGAGAAGGUGAAUGGAACAGACGCAGAUAACGAGCACCCGGACUUCAUAGACAGCAGUACCAACGAGGAAGAGGAGGAGGCCAAGUCUGACACCGGGCUGCAUAUGACUGUCACCCCCCAGGACAAGCGGGGAAGCCAGACUUGCACUCUACGCCAAGGGCAGAGGACAGGACCCUGGUUGGUGGGCCUUGUAUUGGUACCGGCUCCAUCGUCCUCCCCAGCUCCCAGCAUCUCCCCCCGUCAGGAUCGGGUCACAGAGGAGAGGCGGAGGCCCGGAGACCGCUGCUCCUAUGGAUGGGGGAACGGGAGAGAUUCCCAGCAGCUAUCAGCAGACUAGCAGGAGAGAGUCUGCGGAGGCCGUCUGGGGAUCAGAGGGAGAGCUUGUACAAAGCCGGGUCCUCCAGCCACUGCUCCAGCCCCCCAGAGCCAGAGUGAAGCAUGAACGGCUCCUCUGAGAACUGCGCCAGACUACGGAGUCAGGGAAGUCAAUCCAACGUGAUUAGCCCCAUCUCUCCGCCCUCGCAGCCCUCAGAUCCUCUGUCACCCAGAAACCCAGGAGUUUCCUCUUCGCCGGUCAUCCUCUCGCGGAGCUUGCGCUCAGCCAUUCAGGUUCGGACCUGAAGUUCAGGAGAGGGAUCCAGUCCUGUGUGGAUGCGCACACUUCCCGAGCUCGUCUGAUGAGAAUGCAGUUCAAGCACAACUACGCAAGGAUAUUGAGUCCCACCUCAACGUCACCUUGCAGGAUCCGCUCUGUGAGUCUCUUGCCAACGGCGUCAUCCUGUGCCAGCUGCUGAACCACCUGCGGCCGCGCUCCAUCCUGUUCAUCCACGUGCCUUCACCUGCUGUGCCUAAACUGAACCCUGUGAAAUGUCGCAAGAAUGUGGACAGCUUCCUGGAGGCUUGCCAGAGGCUGGGCGUCCCUGAGGAAGACCUCUGUUCUCCUCAUGACAUCCUGGACUGUGAUGGACUGGGCCGUCUACACGUUACUGUACAGUCACUCCUGCUGCGGAGAACCAUGUCCCCCCAAACCGUGA
Staurois parvus is the source of this 1838-nucleotide messenger RNA. The record is from the annotation of a GenBank genome assembly. NCBI's taxonomy places the organism in Eukaryota, Metazoa, Chordata, Amphibia, Anura, Ranidae.